AUGAAUAGGCGACAGGUUCCCUUUGCUUUCGUGCCGGGCGUAGCGUCGAACGGGUACCGACACCGAGCACCCAUGAACCACCGAGUUUCAAAACGCAACAUCACCCGAGCGCUGAGAGUAUUCUGCAGGGACACGGGUGCACGUAACGCUCAACCACCGCCGCCUGAUGAACGGCCCGCUGAGCGACAAACUUCGAGUACGCUUGAGCAAGAGUUGAGACGCUUUCUCCAGCGAAAUCUUUUCUCUGGGUUCGGCACCUUUGAAGAGGAGCUCACUGGGCAGUCUGCCGGCGGUAGGAGCUUGCCGCAAGGCGCGGAUGACGGCGACGGACGCGAGAACGACACGGCAGCAAAGCGCCGUACACAACUGAGACGAAUCUGGGGUCUGUUUCGAAAGCUUGCUACUCCAUACUGGCGCGAGUCUCGUACGGCGAAAACAGACUUAGCGGCCGUGUUUGCGCUGACGCUACUCCAGUCCGGUGUAUCCGUGGCGUUUUCCUUUAUUGGUCGUGAUUUUUGGACGGCGCUCAGCAAUCGUAACCCCGAGCAGUUCACCCAAGAAAUGCUGCUCUUCCUGGGUGCGAUGCUCGUCGGCGUGCCGGUCGUUGUGUGGUACAGCUACGCCCGCGACCGUCUGGCGCUGCGCUGGCGGGCCUGGCUGACGCGCUUCCUCCUGGAACGAUACUUUUCCAACAGUGCAUAUUACCUGAUUCAAGCCCAACAGAGCCUGCUUCUGGAGAACCAGGAAAUGGAUGGACACGCGGCAGCACCGGAGAGGCCCCAGGUUGAAGUCGAUAACCCGGACCAGCGACUCGCUGAAGAUGUGAAUGCCUUUACGGCCACGUCAUUGUCGUUUGGCCUUACAGUGCUGACCUCUAUUCUGGAUUUGGCUUCGUUCAGUAGCAUACUAUUCAGCAUUUACCCGCAGUUGUUCGGAGUGCUCAUAGUGUACAGUGGCUUUGGUACUUUUGCAACGGCUGCGAUCGGGCGCCGUCUUGUGCAGUUGAACUUUCAGCAACUUCAGCGCGAGGCUGACUUUCGUUAUGCACUCGUUCGGGUGCGGGAGAAUGCCGAGUCUAUUGCCUUUUAUCGUGGAGAGGAGCGAGAGCGCAACGAGAGUGAAGAGCUUCUCAAACGAGCGGUAGAUAAUCAGGCAAAACUGAUCGUCUGGCAGAGAAAUCUGGAGCUUUUCACGACAGGCUACCGAUAUUUGAUCCAGGUCCUGCCGGGUUUUGUGGUUGCACCUCUUUAUUUUGCCGGCAGGAUCGAACUUGGAGUCAUUAACCAGUCCUACUCUGCUUUCAAUCAUAUUUUGAGCGACUUAUCCCUAUUUGUAACCCGCUUUGAGGCACUGACUGCUUUCAGUGCCGGUGUCGAUCGACUCGGUGAGUUUGCGGAAAUGCUGGACGCUGCCGUCUCUUUGAAUAAGCCAGAGAAUGCUGAACGCUGGAUUCGGAUGAACUUUGUGAGCGCGACGGAUCCGUAUCCGUUGCAGGUCGACAAACUGACCCUGUGUGUACCGCGCGACCGCAGCGCCGUCGAUACAGCCAAAGAGGGCACGUCGCUGUUCACCGAACGGGUCCUGUUUGCCGACCUGUCGUUUCAGCUUCGCCGCGGGGAGCGCCUCCUGGUGACGGGACCAUCGGGGGUUGGCAAGUCGUCUCUGCUUCGCGCUAUCGCCGGUCUCUGGCGACGAGGCCAAGGCCAAGUGCGACGCUCGGCCCGCGAAUCGACCUUCUUCCUGCCGCAGAAGCCGUACUGCACGCUAGGUUCACUACUCGAGAACCUGUAUUAUCCACAGACACCGCCCGUCGCGCAACAAGACGAGCUGCGUUCUAUCGCGCUGAAAACGGUUACGUUCAAUGGACGUUCCAGCGCUGGAACGGAACUCGCACGUGACUCCCGAACGAGCCCGCUCGCAGAGCGCCUCUGGCAGGUGCUCGAAGCCGUGGGUCUCAGUGAACUGGCGCAGCGCUUUCCCGAGGGUCUUCGCGCCGUGCGAAACUGGUCAGAGGUUCUCUCGUUGGGGGAGCAGCAACGCUUGGGCGUCGCCAGACUCUUGCUUAAUGGUGCGGAUUUAGUGAUUGGUGACGAGUUCACAUCGGCGCUUGAUAUCGCCUCCGAGGCGCGGGUGUACGCAGCAAUCCGACAACUCGGUGCAGCUGUCGUCUCGGUGGGGCACCGACCCUCAUUGCUCCAGUAUCACACCAGAAUGCUGCGCCUGCGCCCGCGCUCACGACAUGACCGCCAUCAUCCCUCGCCAGAUCCUGAACCCGUAUGUGACUGGGAAUUGCUUGACAUCGAGAGCACAAGCGCGAAAUCGAUGACCUGGACAGAGCCCGCGCUCUUCGAAUAG
This is a messenger RNA of Cyanidioschyzon merolae strain 10D, 2355 nucleotides long. RefSeq names its product ATP-binding cassette, sub-family D. The record is from RefSeq and is a predicted model, not a curated record. Gene Ontology annotation, cellular component: membrane. NCBI's taxonomy places the organism in Eukaryota, Rhodophyta, Bangiophyceae, Cyanidiales, Cyanidiaceae. The transcript has a single exon. Gene Ontology annotation, molecular function: ABC-type transporter activity; ATP hydrolysis activity; ATP binding. The coding region runs from base 1 to 2355 and encodes 784 amino acids. Gene Ontology annotation, biological process: transmembrane transport.